Lasiosphaeria miniovina is the source of this 775-nucleotide messenger RNA. RefSeq lists its product as uncharacterized. The coding region runs from base 239 to 685 and encodes 148 amino acids. NCBI's taxonomy places the organism in Eukaryota, Fungi, Ascomycota, Sordariomycetes, Sordariales, Lasiosphaeriaceae. The transcript has a single exon. The record is from RefSeq and is a predicted model, not a curated record.
GGGAGCAGGCCGGCGGCAUGCAGGAGGAUGAUGCGAUGCACUCGGGAAGGGUAAGUGUUAUUCGGAGCGGGAGGAGCGCCCUUCAUCAUAAAUCACCAGUCGUCUAACGCGUGACGCAAGAUGAAGAUUGCGCAGAAGCUGCCGUGGUGCAAGAUGAGUCCCUCCAGUUACGUCCGUACCGUACCUACAGAUUAACUGCCAGGCAUUGUGUACAGACAGUAUCCGUUCCGAACAGUAGAUGCUUCUCGCCCGACGACGGCGACCGCUUGGGUUAUUAGGCCAACUCCUAGUUCUGUUUGGGCGUGGACAGGGCCAGCCGAGGAAUGGGGAAUGGGAAAUGGACUCCGUACAUACUAUCAAGUGUGCCUUGGGUGGAAUUCCAACAAAACAGUUGGCUUGGUAUCCCCAGUCUGCCCAUCGUAUGAACCGCUGUUGCAUUUGGCGGCCACGAGGCGAAUGGAACCGACUGAGUAAGGUACCUUAUGCUGCCCGGAAGGCCGCGAAUGCGACCGAGUGUACGCACCUCAGUCAUCAGUUGUUGACCAGUGGGGCAAGGGUACAAUAUCACUCAAGGGCGUGUGUAUCCUUGAGUUUCUGUGCCGCACUAGCAGUUGAGGCUGGCGGGAAGGUGCGUGGGAACGGCAGCAGAGUAUCCGUACCUUCCUGGCUCGCACUCUACGCUUGAUAGGUUCAGGUCCAUUGCAAGAAACAGAGGGGAAGAGGGCAUUGGAUGGAGGCGGGACGCCCUCCCCAACAGGAAGUCCCUCGGGCUUCG